Molecule: messenger RNA, 3936 nt
Organism: Pelobates fuscus (common spadefoot toad)
Lineage: Eukaryota; Metazoa; Chordata; Amphibia; Anura; Pelobatidae
Gene: TAB3
Product: TGF-beta activated kinase 1 (MAP3K7) binding protein 3
Exons: 8
Coding region: 383-2482 (699 amino acids)
Biological process (GO): positive regulation of canonical NF-kappaB signal transduction
Cellular component (GO): extracellular exosome
Molecular function (GO): ubiquitin binding
Source: RefSeq, a predicted model, not a curated record
CCCGGAAGUGAGCUGUGAAGCGGAACAAUACAGGGAUUGCUACCCGGUCCGCGAUCCGAACCGGGGCCGCGCGCAGUCUGCCAGCCGGUACCGUGCCCUCCCCUGACCAGUCACCAUCACCACUGUCCAUUGCUGGAAUAGCCCCGCGGGCCGGGGUUGGGUGGGCCCGGGUCGGUGUGUGAGAGGAAGCAGCUUCCUGUCCAGCAUGGAGCAGUGACAACCUGCAGCACACGGAACCAGGCGGACAUAGUGCUGGCACAGCGGACCAUGGGGGAGGCUUAGCCUGAUCAAUGAAAAUGCAGGAUGGGUCAGAAGAUCGUAACCAUUGGAGGGCUUUCUGAGUCCCAUACCCUCUAGUUUUGGCCAAACACCAAUCCAUGUGAUGGCGCAGAGCAGUCCGCAGCUGGACAUCCAGGUAUUAAAUGAUCUCCAACAGCGCUUCCCUGAGAUUCCACGGGAUGUGGUUUCUCAGUGCAUGUUGCAGAACAACAGCAACAUUGAUGCGUGUUGCAGAGUCCUGAAACAAGAAAGCAGCAAGUACCUGUAUAUGGAGUGUCAAAAUUUGGAUGAAGCAAGGGUAAAUAGUAAUCUUUUGCACAUUAACCUUGGAAUCCAUCCAAGUCAAAAUUUCCACGCAGGAGAUGGGAAGCAGGUCAAUGGUCGUCCACUGGUUCACAGCUCAAGUGAUGGACACAUUGACCCACAAUGCACUUCAGGCAAGCUUUUCUGUUUGCACCAGGAGCCCCAUUCUGCACCAGCUAUUGUGGCACAAAAUUACAACCCAUUUUUCUUGCAAGACCAGAGUCGAAAUUCACCAACCCCUCCACCACAGUCUCUGCAGCAACCAGGUGUCAAUACACCUGCUAUGCAAACUCCUCUGCCCACCUUUAUGCACUUACCUCGCUACAGUACAAAUCCAAUAACUGUAACUGUGUCACAAAAUAUACCGUCUGGUCACAAUGUGCCUAGGGCUUUACAGAUAAUUCCUCAAGUUCAAAACAAUGUUUAUGGAACUCCUAAUUCUAUUUACAUUAGACAGCAAUCACAAAAUUCUCCUGGCAGGCAAACUCAGCCGAACUCGCCCUGGCCUUCCUCUCCACAAGUUUCUCAUUCUCAUUACAACCCGUGUCCUCUUCCAGUUUAUCAUCCUAGUUAUCAACCUUCUCAAUAUUCCUCCAAACAGACUCAAAUGUCCCAAUCUGCUUAUUGUUCCCCACCUACAUCUCAGUGCACUUCUCCUUUCAAUUCCCCACAGCAUCAUAUGCAGCCAAACCAAUUGAGCCACCAAUCCUCACAUGUCUUUGUGCCACCAAGUCCAUCAACUGUUUCUCCACUUCCUUAUCAACCACCUCCUGCCUAUAGCAGCAAGCAAAGUAGCCAUUCAGUAUCCUAUCUUCCCUAUGGUUCUGGUAUAAAUAAGGGAUCUAUGAACAAGAUAGAAAUCACAGUUGAAUCACCGCAGAGACCAGGAACUGCAAUUAAUAGAAGUCCUUCACCUAUAAAUAAUCAAUCAUCCCAGAGGAGUCCACAUCCUGCUUAUGCGCCAAAUACACGGUCAAGCUCACCUUCUGGGGGAAUGUCUGGCCAGCCAAAGUCUCCAUAUGGCGUUAACCCAUUGUACAUUACUUACUCUCAGCCGCCUGCAACCUCUGGAUCUCCAUCCCCUUCUCCACAUGUUUUGAUGUCUCCUUCAAACCCAACAGUGUUUAAAAUUAAAGUUGGACGUGCUCCUACUGAAAAUCUUUUAAAUAUUGUGGACCAAGAGCAGCACCCCGGGGCACCAGAACCAAUACAGCCAAUUUCCCUGAUCACAACUCCAGGUGUAGAGAAAGGAGUCCAUAAAUAUCACAGGAGUUCCAGUUCUGGCUCAGAUGAUUAUGCAUAUACUCAAGCCUUAUUACUACAUCAAAGAGCAAGAAUGGAAAGACUGGCCAAAGAGCUCAAAAUGGAGAAAGAGGAGCUGGAAACCCUAAAAGCAGAAGUGAAUGGAAUGGAGUACGAUCUCAUGCAACGGCGUCUUAGAAGAGUGAGCUGUACAACUGCAAUUCCAACUCCAGAAGAAAUGACAAGAUUGAGAGGACUGAACAGGCAGCUCCAAAUAAAUGUAGACUGUACACUGAAAGAAGUUGACCUACUUCAGUCAAGAGGAAUGGGAAAGCUUGAUGUUAAGGCAAUGAGUAACUUUUAUGAAAACAUUGCUCCCGGUCCUGCUGUGCCCUCUAACACGUGCAAAAACGAGGCCUCAGAUUCCUCCUCUGGUGAACGAGUCGCUAGAAGAAUAAGCGUGACAUCAAAAGUGAAGGCCGACCCUCCUGAUUCACAAACUGCUGUUUCUAUGGAAAUCGUUCGACAGAAACCCAGCCCAAGACCUGCAAGAGAUGAAGAUUUUGAAGGAUCUCCAUGGAAUUGCAAUAGUUGUACUUUCCUCAAUCACCCAGCACUAAACCGCUGUGAGCAGUGCGAGAUGCCACGAUUCACCUGAGCUCACUAUAAACAGCUUCACUUUGCUUGAGGUUUUUCUACAGAUACUAUCUAGCAUGCAAGAGAAAGUAAGGGACCUUACUGUACUCAAAAUGUACCCACAAGCUGAGCCCAACUGCAGUGGUUCCAAUGGAAAGAUAAUGGCAACAAAUGCGAUUUAGGCAUUUAAAAUCUGUGGCAGGACAACCUUGUUGGUGAUCUACCAAAGGUCUCUUUGCAGUCGUGUGCAUGCAAAUGAUGGAGGUCUUAAGAUGCUGGUCAUUAGGUUGACAUCAUUUGUUCUCCAGAAACAUUCUGCAUAGGGGAAUGAAGGGUUACAGAUUUGCAGACCAAUUAUUUUGGACUUGUUAAGCGGAAAAGAUAAACAAAAAAAAGAAUUUCCUUUUCUGCUUCCCACAUGUAUCCUGCUGAAUGAAGACUUUGGUUGGGAGCAGUUGUAGUAUAAUGAUAUUUUAUGAAGCUUAUAAAGAGAGAAGUAAUUGCUGCUUUCUUCAGGGUAAUUAAGUCCCAUAUGAAAUGAAUGAAUUAUUUAAAGAAAAAAAAAAAAAAGCUGUUAAAGUUGCGGGUGAGAAAUCAAGGUUUUAGCCUUACUGUCAUAGAGCACAUUAUCUGGUGUGAUAUUGCAGUCUCCUUUGUUUGUGCUGUGUCCAGCAAGCUGUAUCAUCAAACUACUGGUUAUGUUCACAAUCUUGGUAUAUAACAAGAGCUGAAGAUGGAAAUAUUGCUGCAUGUGUUUAGUCCUCUAUCUCUCCUAGAUAAGUGAUUCCUAUAGCUUAUAGGGACAUUAUAUGUGACCAUCCAGUAUGAAUGCUAAUUUACAGCCCAGGCUACCUAUGCCAAAUGCAGAAGUAUUUGAAACAGAAAAUAAACACUAAUAUGAAUGCUUACAUCAAAUUAGAAAAGUGUCAAAAUAGGACUACUCCCCCACACUCUUUUCAUGUUAAUCUGUGUUACGUGUUCCUGAUCUACUGAAUCUUUGACUUAUUAAUAGGUAUUUCUAGUCCCGUAUCGGUGUGUGUAUGUAUAAACACACAUUCAGAAAUUAAUUCUUCUUUAGAGCUUCCCAUUUUGUGAAUGAUGCUUGAUGUUUACAGCACAUAAGGUACUUUGUGCCCCCGGUGGACCCACUUGACAUCAAUUAAUAUAAAACGCAAGAAAUCCAAUAUAGCUGUGUUAUUUACACAUUGUUUAUAAGCCUGCUCAAAAAAAAAGUGAUGGCAGAAUUAGAAAUAUUGUGCACUGUUUCUUUUUUCCUUUUCAUUUUUUUUAAGAUAACUAUUUUUAAUAUUUUCUUUCUCCGUUUGAACAAAAUACACAGAGAAUUAAAGAAUAUAUGGAUUUUAAAUCAUACUGGUACUUCUAAUGCAUCUAAAUUCCUGUAUUGUGAAGGUUAUUGGUUUGCAUCCUGCAAGUUGCUAAAAUAAUAAAGCACUCAAAUGUUUUGUGAAAUCACAA